GACGUCUACGCUCGGAUACAAUAGGUUCUACAGAAUCUCUGCACGUUACAUAGAGUUUGUUUGUUCCAUUGAAGUAAAUUAAUUGCGAUAGCUUCGGUGGAAUUUUAUUAGAAUCAAUAUAGUCUAGACAAUUUUAACUGUAACACCGAUCGGAUACGGAACUUGUUACGUAAAAAUUGAUACAGAUAAAAAAAAUAAGUAAACAAUGUAUAUUAGUUCCACAUUACACUAAAAAAUGGCGCAUUCAAGACACAGACAGACAUCGACAUUGUUUUUGAGGAAAGCUAUAUAUAACGUCAUUUUCAUAAUAGGCAUUGUUAUCAUCAUCUGUCCCUUUCAUGAAGAACGCGUUUGCGGCAGUAUCGCCAUAGAAAAGUUUCUAAAGGAUUUAUGUAUUAAACUCAAUAUCCGCGCUUUACUGUGACGGAAAUCACCACAAGUGAAGCCACUAACAGCUAGUUGAAUGACAAAUUAAGUUAAACUUAACCCAAUUAUCUCCGUCUUGCAUAAUAUAUGACCAUUUCUUUCUAUGAGCACUAUAUUUUUAACAGCAAAUUAUCUAUUGAUAUUUUUUUUCAUAUUAACUCACUGCUCGUGAGGCCGAGAUUCCUAAAACCAGAGAACUAUCAAGAGCCGCUGGAGGUCGCUCGAUCAACAUCUCUUUUCUGUCAGAUAGUAUAGAGUCCGCUGAAGUUCCUCAUUGGAAAUAGGACAAAGAUGUCUUCAUAUGCAGUACCUGUGACCUUGAACAAUUUGGUCGACAAGUAGGCCGUAAGCAAAACUGUCGCAGGACAAAGCCACCCGUCUCGAGCAGCUAGCACACAACACGUAGACGUACUAAUAUUUUCAUGCAACAAACAGUGAAACAAGUAGGCACAGAGUUUCAGUUUAUAUGUGUUUACGUACGCCUCAGGACAUUGUAAGAAAUUAUGUAUACUGUACAUGUUCAUCAAAAAGUAAAAUGUGUAGAUUUUUAUGACAAAUCGUAUUUAGUUCACUCGAGUUGUCCUGGUUGUUGUUAUCCACUAAUAGCUUCCAUACAGGGUUUCUUUAGGAUUAUGUGCGACACGACAUCAGCAGUACACCUGUAUGUACUGAUCGUUUGCGGUGACAUCAUGUUCUUUGCAGUUUUUACGUAUUGCGUUUCCUUUGUGGUCUUAACGAGCAACAUAUAAUCAAUAAGUGCUGUUUUAUAUAAUAGUAAUUCGCUAUACUAAUUAAUAACUUUUUAAAUAACAAACUUGUUAUAAGUAACGAACUCUUCGACAUCCAGGGGUUUCUCAACGCUUUUACUUUUCUACUAGCAUCACCGGUCCUCUUUUCAUCGAUGUCAAAAAGGUCAUAAUCUUAUACGACGAUAACACUGCUGGCUGUGGCUAUAAUCAGGCCUUAUAUGUGGGACUGUGUUCUAAUCCACCAUUGUACGUGUUUCCAAUUUUUUUUUUUAAUCUUAUCCACAAAUUAUGAAAGGCACUUGUAUAGUACUCACAGAUAUCCUGAAUUAACUUAUAAUUAGUAGAAAAUUAGUGUAUAGGUGAGCAGAGAAGACCGACGAUUUUAUUUCCUUGCAAGUUCAAAGAACUUUGCUAAUCAAAAAACUUGUAGGUUUAUUUUUGAAGCUAUUUCCUUUCGAUGCUAUCCUCUAUGAAUUCUGCUGUGAAAAAGGCUAGCAGUUGAUUUUUUCUGCAUCCAUGUACAUGUGUCGGACCUAAACUUAACUAGUUUCAGUAUAUCACAUUAUCCUGUCACGUAAAAAAUGCUCAUUUAGCGUUUUCAUUAUUGUCGCAGCUGGCUCGGUAUUUAUUUGUUGAUCUAAAAACUAGGAAUAAUUGCCUUUGUUUUUUCCCGUUCACAAUCAUAUUUAUCUUCCCUUGUAGUUAUCAGCUGGAAUCGACUUGCCGAGGCCGCCAGAAACUCCAUUCGACACAUUUUUGUUUCCCGCACGCAAAAAUUCAGCAUUUGCUCAGCAUUAUAUGAUUUAAGCGUUUGUUCUCUGCGAGCUCGUCUAUACUAUGCCAUACGAUGCCUUUUCUUCGUUGCGUUGUGAGCGCGAACAGUCUGAAGAUUUCGUUGCGCGGACAGCACCGUCCAGAGGCAGUUUCGAAUGAGCAAAAUUGCUUUCGCCUUCUAUUAUUAUGUGUGGUCCAGAAACGCGGCGGCAAGCACGACUAGGGCAGCAUACGCAACAGCACAGGUAAUAGAACGGCUACUUUUGUUGAUGGUGAAGUCUUCUCCCUUGUACCAAUAAGGCCGAGGCCACUGUUUCUGCGGCCUGUGGACAGUGUGUGACGGGCACCAGUUGACACACUGGCCGCACAGCAGCUACUGGUCGGGAAUGGUAACCAACUGCCUGCGUAGUUCCGCCGCACCUGUCGUCACUGACGUAUUACUGCCCCGGUUGUUGUUUUAUGUCGAGGUAUGUUGACUUUCCAUGGGCGUUUACUCACUAUGUUGUGGUGCUUCUGCCUUCUCUCUUUCCUAUAUAAGAUGACAAGCUGCCGUAACUGCUCCUACAGCAUAGCGGCAACGCUGAUGGCGGCCGCGGCCGUGCGUAUCCAUGGAAUCCGCGCGAUCAACAUACACGAAUAUCAUCACUGUUGUCGCCGACGCUGCAUCACUAGCGCGCACGCACCCAGACUGCGCCGUGUCGGCUCCUUGAACACGCCAGCGCAGCAGUCCUCGCAUCCGAUCGUCUGAAAGGAGCGCUCGCCCACCUGCCCGCCACAGCGCGCGGAUCGUCUCCAUCGACAAGUUCCAUUGCAGCGUCACUGCAUUAUAGUCAUCCAAGCAGUGCUGAUACUAACUAGUAGUUCUCGAAAAGCCGAACUCAGUGUGAUACACGUUGAGCUAUAGUGCGCACCGCGCGACAAUCGAUGUUGUGAUCGGCCGUGUUCGACCAUGUAUCGGCUUAUCGAGAUAAUAAAGCGUCGAUAAUCACGGGAACGUAACGGGAAAUACUGUAUCGUCGACUGUGCUCGGAGCAGUAGCACGAGGAACAAGUUAUACUGCUACGUCUCACCUACGCUCGUCGCCAGCGCAGAGUUCAUCUGCCGAAGUUAUCACAAACUCGUUCCUACCGUGUCCUCUGUUGCCAUCUUCACAGGCAGAAUUACGACCUAAUUUCAUUGAAAAUAGCAAGCACAGUGCAUAGGGAAUUUUCUGUGUCGUUACAUCGAACGAACAAUUUGACGACGUCAAACGAUCAAACUAGAAAAUAAGAUUAUAUCUUGAGGCAACUGAUCGGUGUCCUCCUGCGAAGAUGUGCUUUGUCAUCGCAUUAGCCCUUGCGGCCACAGCCGCUAGUCUGGCCGAUGCCCAGUCCUGUCGUAGUGCGGCGGCCCAACAGUGUCGCGACAGGAUCUUUCAGAUGAUCCAGCAACAUAGCCAGGACUUUACAGGAGGCGACGUGAGUGUGCUUUGCUCCACUCUACGAGACAAUAUGGCCUGUCUCCUGUGGCAAGCAGCGAAUUGUCAAACCCAUCAGGAACAACAACGCUCCGGAGAACACAUCCUCGCCGCGCAAAAUUUCCUUGAUAGGUUCUGUGACUUUGAUGGAGGCUGGAGAAACAAUCGUUGUUAUCAAUAUGACGAGAUUUCACGAUGCGAAAAUAUCUUCAAUCAACGCAGAAGCAUGGACGCCUGCAACGCCUAUAACCGAUUCAAGGACUGCGUAAAGGAGGUCCUUCAGCGACGAUGUUCUCGUAAUGACGAACAAUCAUUUCCGUCAUUCCUUGUGGAGCGUGCCAGGGAGCUUGCGUGGACCUGUGCCAGCGUGUCCGGUUCAAAUUCCUACGAUAGCGCUGGGUCUCGAUACAUAAAUGAACACUACGGAUCGAAUUACGACCCAAACAACCCUAAUCUUCGCUACAAUAACGAUAACCUUUACAACCAAGACCGCUAUCAUCAGGACCGAUACGGCAUUGACCGUUACAAUAGGCCAGGUUACCUGCCCAGCCAACAUUCGCAGGAUGAUGAACUUAUCCUUCACCGAGCACCCGAUAAUUCUCCCAAUCUGGGCCCCCACCGACCUAACUACCCCACCUCGUCUUGGCCAAACUACCCUCAUGACAGUAAUUCGAACAACCGAGAUAAUUACAAUACAAAUAAUCCUAAUAACCCUUACAACAAUCUUAACGAGCCACACAACCGAUACAACAGUGAUGUAGACCCGUACAACAGAUCUAAUGGAACAGGCAGCAGCCCCUACGAUAACCGUUAUGGCUCGGGGCGUUAUAGUAGCACAAAUGGUUUCUAUAACAGUCAUCAUGAGAACGAUCAUUACAACAUCAAAGGUCAAACGACAAACGAUCCGUAUCGUCGGCGCAACACGAAUCCCUUCAGUCAGUAUAAUUCAACGUACGGCCCUUAUAAUUCAUAUGGUAACAAUCAAAGUUAUUUGAAUCCCUCCUCAUACAACAAUAGUUACACGAGCUCGAAUUAUAACAAUGGCCUAUAUAAUGGACGUAGUAGCUAUUCGAACGAUUUGCACAGUCCCAACUAUCCUAACGUGCGAAACGAUACGUACUCGCCGCCGCGCUACGGUGGAGGGGUAAGGGGAGGCUACGGGGGUCCAGGGUCAUCGCAACAGGACAGCAUCAACAACAACAACAACAAUAAUGUGGGCCUGACGAACAACAACGAUGGAACGCCGUUUCCGCCAGGGCCGCACAGGAUUACGACAACGUCAACCACUGAUAGCCCCCAUCGGUCCCCAUUCACCGACUCGUACUGUUUGUACAAGGCCACAGACCAGAUCCGUGAUUGCGAGAGCAAUCACCAACGGCGUCAGUAUAACGCUCGAAGGUACCAUGCCGAUGAACGCAUCAAAGAAAGCUGCUGCGCGACGUUCGACUUUAAGAGCUGCCUGCGUAAUGCUCUUAACAACCAUUGUCGCGAGUACGGCUACAGUACAAUUGAAAGCAUAAUUCAACAAAAGGUACGGGACUCCGAUAAUGAUUGUCGACAAUUUGACGCGUACCGCUGCACUAGCGGCGCGGCUCUCAUGGGCAUAUGUUCAAUUGUUGCUAUAUUGCUCAACUUGGUAGUUGUCGCUAUUCGCUCUUUGUAGGCGAACACACCUAGUUGUCAAGAAGCUAACUAUCAUUCCUGUUGCCACUAGAAACGGGAAUCACUUGGCAAUCACAUCGAUCAAUGCCUGUUACUUGGGUGGCUGCUGUAAUAUCGUCUAGAAAAACCUCGAACUCGACUAAGGGCGAAUACGCUAUAUUAAUUUGAAAAAUAGAAAUGCCCUCUAAGGCGCAAUAUGGCCAUGCUGGAAACAUUAAUGCAACCACGCUUGAAACAGAGAACGUCUUACACAACUUCCGCCACAUUCGUAUACCUAUUAAAUAUAUGGACGUCACACGGUCAUCGUUGCCGACUUUCGGUCCUAGUACUCCUUACAGGUUGUUGUUGACUGCUCUAUUCUGUAAUCUGACCAUUUUGGAUAACCGAAGGGCAUUAAUGGCAGCGACGACAAAAGGUUAAUAACAGCGAAUGCAGACGAGCACGAUGCAUGCGGCAGUAUUGCGAUAUAUAUAUACAUGGCUGAUAACGAUAGGUCAUUCCGGUACCCCUGCUCAUCGUCAGUGUCGCCAUUAAACCAAGGCCAAGCACAGCUAUCACGUUAUCAAUACAGUAGCCGACGCGGAACAACAACCACAACUCACGGAAAAAGCGAGCAGGAAAAAACGAAAAGUCGAUGCGCCAACGGAAAAGAAGAAAAGAGGUGACGAAGUGACCAGUGGACAAGUGUCGGCGAAUGAGGAGUGUGGCUGGGACCAAAUGGGACAUAAUGGUACCAAGCAGGCUGGCCAGGGUAGCAGAACGACUGAUAAUGGUAACUGGCUAACGUGAAAACGAAUAUCGAGAGGCGAUAGCUGAAGGCCGAAUUGCAGUGCAACAGGGGCAACCGAUAAGUUGCAAGCGAACACAGGGAGCCCGGAUCUGAGUCGAAAGUCGGGCGGGGGGACAGAGAGUCCGCAGAGUUGACAUUAUUGUGACGAAGAUGACGACUUUCGGUUGUACAUACAACAAGGUCUAUAAACAACACAAGAAAUACAGAUGCCCGAUUUUCGCCAAGAGAGAUUGCUCCACCAAAAGGGUAUAUGUACGUGUUAUCCUGUCACACACAUCUACUAUUAUUGAUAUUAUUAAUAAUAAUACUAAUAAUAAAAAAUGAAGCAUGAACAACACAAACGAGUAAUAAUAAUAAGAAGACUUUUGUACAUUAGUAUCUACCAUAGUAAGUAAAAGUAAGUCUGCUUAAGACGGUCUAUAAUACAGCCUUCACGUGGGGAUUAGCAAUAAGAGUAGCAAGUGAAAAGUUACUCCCUUGAAGGUGUCGUAUCAUUUACAACGGCUUAACGAACGUAAUCCAAUGCAUGCUGCAGUAACGGCGGUUGCAAAGUUGAAGCUGGUGCAAAAGGAAAAAUCGAGUCAUCGUGGCCCCUGCAUCAGUAGUCAUUUUCGCAGCAGCUCAAUUGUUCAUUGAACGAAGACGAAUAUAUCGCAAUCAAUCACUACGUUCGAACUGAAAGCCCAGAUCUGCUUUGUGGUGAGCCACACCAGACGCCCUAGCGAAGCUGCCUAUCAAACAGUAGCUGUUCAAAGAGGCAGACAAAGAGCGCGCGCGCUCGCUCGAAAAGGAGAGAUAACAGGUGCAAUAUGCGAACCGUAGCAGCAGUGCAAGAUGGUUCGUAUGGUGGAAAGCAGAGCGAUGUUGAAGUAGAGCGUUCUACAUGCAUGUAUAUAAUACAGUAUAGCAUUGGCGCGAGGAAAAAAGCUCUGUGCAUAGAAGCGACAAUGAACUUGAAACAUGCAGCUGUUUCUUCUUUGCUUCGGGACUAAAAAGGAAAAAUUUAACACUCGGCUAAUGACAAGAACUGAUGCUGAGUGUUUAGCCACUACCGCAAUGCAUGCUCCUAAAGGCAACGGUAUCACCGCGGGCCACUUUCACAUGGAUUACUGACUACCCGCAUGUGAUCUAAGCGAGUCUUGGCCUGACUGCCCUCACCAACCAUUCGUCCGCCUCCGCCGUUCCCGUCCUUUCCGGGCUUUACAAGCAAGAAUUAUGAAAAAAGGAACAAAAAAAACUAGGGUAAUGAACUUAUAUAAUAUAUAUAUCUAAAGCAUAGCGUAACAACAACGGUGGCGAGAUAGGAA
Molecule: messenger RNA, 7164 nt
Organism: Varroa destructor (honeybee mite)
Lineage: Eukaryota; Metazoa; Arthropoda; Arachnida; Mesostigmata; Varroidae
Source: RefSeq, a predicted model, not a curated record